AUGGCGACACUCGGAGGCUACUUGAACAAGAAGGUGCUCAUUGUCACAGUCGACUCGAGAAUCCUCGUCGGCAACCUCGAGGCCGCAGACCAAAACACAAACCUCGUCCUCAGCAAUGCCCAAGAGCGCGUGAUCCAGACCCCCGAGAGCGGCGAGCCCUCCGUCGAAGUCCCCCUCGGCCUCUACCUCGUGCGCGGCGACAACGUCUGCACCGUCGGCCUCGUAGACGAGCAACUAGACGAGAGCAUCAACUGGACUGAGGUCAAGGGAUCCGCCAUUGGAGGAACGAAGCACGUAUAG
Molecule: messenger RNA, 300 nt
Organism: Colletotrichum aenigma
Lineage: Eukaryota; Fungi; Ascomycota; Sordariomycetes; Glomerellales; Glomerellaceae
Gene: lsm8
Product: U6 snRNA-associated Sm-like protein LSm8
Exons: 3
Coding region: 1-300 (99 amino acids)
Biological process (GO): mRNA splicing, via spliceosome
Cellular component (GO): U4/U6 x U5 tri-snRNP complex; U6 snRNP; precatalytic spliceosome
Molecular function (GO): RNA binding
Source: RefSeq, a predicted model, not a curated record